CUCCAGUGGACUGCCUUCCCGCCCGCUCGGCAGUAGGAGGGCGUGGCGAUGGUGGCGUCACAUCCGGGAGGGUGAGUGAGUUCCGGUAUUUCAGGGCGGAGCAGGCGGAAGUAGGGGCGAGAAGCGGCUGCAACGCCGAGCGGAGGAGGCAGGAACCUGAGACCGAGCAGCAGCUGGGUGGGGACCAUGGCCGGGAUGAACACCAUCGAAGCGGUGAAGCGCAAGAUUCAGGUUCUGCAGCAGCAGGCAGAUGAUGCAGAGGAGAGGGCCGAGCGCCUCCAGCGGGAAGUGGAGGGAGAAAGGCGGGCCCGGGAACAGGCUGAGGCUGAGGUGGCCUCCUUGAACCGCAGGAUCCAGCUGGUUGAAGAGGAGCUGGACCGAGCUCAGGAACGUUUGGCUACUGCCCUGCAAAAGCUAGAAGAAGCAGAAAAGGCUGCUGAUGAGAGUGAGAGAGGUAUGAAAGUUAUUGAAAACCGAGCACUAAAAGAUGAAGAAAAAAUGGAACUUCAGGAAAUCCAACUCAAAGAAGCUAAACACAUUGCAGAAGAGGCAGAUAGGAAGUAUGAAGAGGUGGCUCGUAAGUUGGUGAUUAUUGAAGGAGACUUGGAGCGCACAGAGGAACGAGCUGAGCUGGCUGAGUCCCGUUGCCGAGAGAUGGAUGAGCAGAUCAGACUGAUGGACCAGAACCUGAAGUGUCUGAGUGCUGCUGAAGAAAAGUACUCUCAAAAAGAAGACAAAUAUGAGGAAGAAAUAAAGAUUCUUACUGAUAAACUCAAGGAGGCAGAGACCCGUGCUGAGUUUGCUGAGAGAUCAGUAGCCAAACUGGAAAAGACAAUUGAUGAUUUGGAAGAUGAGCUCUAUGCCCAGAAACUGAAGUACAAGGCCAUUAGCGAGGAGCUGGACCACGCCCUCAAUGACAUGACCUCUAUAUAAACUGAAAUGCACCAAAGAGGAGCACCUCUGUACACAAAGGAUGCUGGACCAGACUCUGCUCGACCUGAAUGAGAUGUAGAGCUCCCGGGUCCCACCGGCCACUGCUCCUCCCUCUGACCCUGACUCCUCCUGAGGCCAGCCUACUGGAAGCUGACCUUGAAACUGAGGGCUGAUCUUUAACUGGAAAGGCUGCUUUCUCCUUUUGCCACCCUUUUCUACCCUUUAUCCUUCAUGUCUUUUUCACCUAACUGUCUCAGCUUUUUACCAGAGAUUCUAGCUGGGCUAGAGGCUGAGCACUUUUGGGAACAACAUUUAAGGGAAUGUGAGCACAAUGCGAAAUGUCUUUUAAAAGCAUGUUGUGAUGUACACAUUUUGUAAUUAAUUUUUGUUGUUGUCUUAGCAGCCGUUUGUAAAACAUUCCAAAUAAUUCCAUAGCUCUGAAGCAGCAAUCAAUUCCUUUCUCCCUUUUGGAAGAUUAACUUUUCAGCCUAAUGCAUACUGCCCUCCAGAGGAAGAAAACAGGUAUGGGCCUGCCUCACUGAGGGCCAAAUAGUGCCCAGGGAAAGACUCACCACGGAAAACCUCAUUGCUCUGUACAAAGUACCAGCCAAACCAGAUAGGUGAUUCUAAAAACAAAUAUGCUAUUCAGGUUUUCAGCUUUAAGGUAUCUUUGGACAAGUUUACUUUUUUCAUCACAAGUGACCAAAUUAAGAUGCUGAGACCUCUGAGAACCUCUCUCCCCUCUUUCUUCCCUUCUUGCAAUGCUGGGGAUCAAACCUAGGGCCUCUUGCAUGUUAGGCAAGCGCUCUGCCAUUGAGCCACACAUCCCCAGUCCUGAGACCAAAUUUUUGUCUCAUCUCUAAAUCUUCCUGUUUGCAGAAUGAAUCAUGUGUCCCUUAAGUGUUGAGAUGACCACUUAAUUGCGCUCUCGCAUCCUUGAACUAAAUAAAGGAAAUCAUAUUUUUCCACUGAUUUAGCCAUAUGAAACUCAUCUCAUCACCCUUUUCUGGGUCUGAAGCUGCUCUUUAAAAGUGCCAUCUCAUGUGCUUUGUAUCAGUGCUGGACAAACCUUGAAUAGCUUACGUAUACCACUUUAAAUCUUUUAUAUUAUUUUGAAACUUUGCUUAGGGUUGGGGAGCCCUGGCCACCCUAUCUGGCUGUGAGUGUUCUCUACAGUCUGAGGGCUGGCAGCGUGCUGAUCUUUAGGAACUGCUUUUCCCAUCCAAGUCCCACUUUCAGGUGAGGUUUCUGUGAGAUCUGUUAGGUGUACAUCCUGUAGCUUAUUGGCUUAAAAUGUACUCUUCUUUCCUUGUGGUCUUUUUGGGGCCAGUUGGGAGAAAGAGAAAACAAUAAUGCAACUGUUUUGAUACUGAAUAUUGACAAGUGUCUUUUUGAAAUAAAGUACCAGUCCCUCCAA
Molecule: messenger RNA, 2350 nt
Organism: Perognathus longimembris pacificus (Pacific pocket mouse)
Lineage: Eukaryota; Metazoa; Chordata; Mammalia; Rodentia; Heteromyidae
Gene: Tpm3
Product: tropomyosin 3
Exons: 9
Coding region: 187-933 (248 amino acids)
Biological process (GO): actin filament organization; muscle contraction
Cellular component (GO): actin filament
Molecular function (GO): actin filament binding
Source: RefSeq, a predicted model, not a curated record